This is a messenger RNA of Penicillium odoratum, 759 nucleotides long. Its product is annotated as SDR family oxidoreductase. The record is from RefSeq and is a predicted model, not a curated record. Gene Ontology annotation, molecular function: oxidoreductase activity, acting on NAD(P)H, oxygen as acceptor. Bases 1 to 759 code for a protein of 252 amino acids. Gene Ontology annotation, cellular component: intracellular anatomical structure. The transcript is spliced from 4 exons. NCBI's taxonomy places the organism in Eukaryota, Fungi, Ascomycota, Eurotiomycetes, Eurotiales, Aspergillaceae.
AUGGCACCCAAGACAAUCAUUGUCACAGGAGCCUCCCGGGGCAUUGGCCUUGCGAUCGCCAAGUACCUGCUCACAGCACCUCAAUCCCACAAUGUGGUAGUUGUAGCCCGCAGUCUUGAGCCCCUCCAGAAGCUCAAAGAACAAUACACCAAACAAGUCGAAGUGGUAAACGGCGACCUAGCAGACUUCUCUCUCGCCCAGAAAGCCGUCGACAUCGCCAUCGAGUCUUUUGGUCAACUGGACGGCAUGGUCCUCAAUCACGGAAUCCUCGGACAAACAGGCAACGUCGCCGUCACUGAUAUCGCAGAGUGGCAAACAGCUUUCAAUAUCAACUUUAUGAGCUUGGUUGCCUUCGCUAAGGCAGCUCUUCCUGCUCUUCGUCAAUCCAAGGGAAAAAUCAUCUUCACUUCCUCCGGUGCUGCGGUUGGUAAGUACCGUGGCUGGGGAAUCUACGCCGCAACUAAAGCUGCCAUGAACAAUUUCGCUCAGACGCUUGGUUCGGAGGAGCCUGAUGUUGUGUCCAUCGCUGUGCGGCCGGGUAUGGUUGAUACGGAGAUGCAGCGUGAGCUACGCGAGGUGCACGGCUCAACGCUGGAUGCUGAGAUGCACUCCAAGUUUACUGGGGCGCACAGCAAUGGCAAGCUUGUGCAGCCUGAGCAGCCGGGUCAUGUUAUGGCUAAGCUUGUUCUUGAUGCACCGAAAGAGUUGACAGGUGCUUUCCUUUCAUGGAAUGAUGAGGAGCUGAAGGAUUUCCAGUAA